CCAAAAGUUACCUAAAUUAUCUUCAACCACCAAUUGCUCCACCAAACCACGUCCGAAUUAGAUAAGAAAUUAUGGCACCUUACCUAAGCCCGCGCGAAAUCGCAGCCAUCGACGCUAUUGUAGCACAACCGAAUCACCCCGAUUUGCACGAGAUCGCAACCCGAUUUAAUACUACCUACGAGACUAUACGAUAUCGACGGUAUCAGAUACAGGUUCGGAGAGCUCUUGGCUGGGAUCCACGGAAAAAACCAGGCCGGCCAUUAGUAAUUACGCCAGAGAUGGAAGAAGCGGUAAUGGAGCAUGUUCUGAGAUACGUCGACAUUUAUCAGGAGGAGAUUAUCGACUUUCUUUAUAACGAAUUCGGUAUUCAGCCUUACUAAUCGAUAAUCUUACGCCUUUUGAAGAAAUUGGAGGUUAUAUAUAAGAAGAUUAAGGCGGUAGCGGCGGAGCAGAACCAGGAGCUCCUUGAGCAGUAGUACGAUAAUUCGCGAUUUUGGAGAGCAGAUCAGAUUGUUGCUAUUAACGAAUCAGCUUUUAAUAAGUAUACUGGAUAUAGGAAAUAUGGAUAGAUACCACAGGGCUUACCUGCGGAGAUAAAGAUACUCUUGAAGCGAUCUCCUAAGUGGUCCCUCUUACCGGUAUAUAUGAUUAAUAGGCACCUUGAUCCUUUGGUUUAUUAGAGUAAUAUUAUAGCCGAGAUAUUCGAAGAUUGGAUGGAAAAUAGAAUACUCCUGCAGUAUAAUCCAUAGCCG
Molecule: messenger RNA, 752 nt
Organism: Hyaloscypha bicolor E
Lineage: Eukaryota; Fungi; Ascomycota; Leotiomycetes; Helotiales; Hyaloscyphaceae
Exons: 2
Coding region: 72-380 (102 amino acids)
Source: RefSeq, a predicted model, not a curated record